CUCGGUGAGUAAACCGAAUGGCGGCAACAUGGCACCUGGUGCAUCGAAACAAUCCUCCGGGGAGCAAUCCAGUAAUGGCAAAACCCCGGCAAUGUGGGACGACGAUCGGUUUGCCCAUCUCAUCAACAACCCGCGCUAUCAUGGCAUGCCAAAAGCGAAGAAGACGGUCAAAAUUGAUAGCCGAUUCAAGGCAAUGUUCGAUGAUGAACGGUUUAGCCAGAAAGCUUCGAUGGAUAAGUACGGCCGGAAGAUCAAGAAAUCGGACACGGAUAUGUUACGGAAGUUUUACCAUCUCGAUUCCGAAGAAGAAGACGAGGAAGCGGCGCAACGUGAGCGUGAACGGGAAGAACGUGCCCUGGAAGGACGAACCAGAAGUGUUUCCGAUUCCGAUAGCGACGUUGGGCUUGCGUUGACAGAGGAGGAAAAGAAAACGUCCAUUUCGAGCACCGUGAAAAAUCGGCUCAAGAACGCUGAUGUCGAUUUUGCACGUGGUGAGGGCUUGCUACAGUCCGACAGUUCCUCCGACGAUGGUUCGGAAGACGACGAAGAGGAGGAAGAUGUGUUCAUCGAGCACGUCUGGGGGGAGUUGGACGCAGAAGCCGAAAGGACAGACGAAUCUACGAAACGAUUAGCUGUUUGCCAUAUGGACUGGGAUCGAAUACGUGCGGUCGAUGUCAUGGUUCUACUCAGCUCCUUUUUGCCACCAGGAUCGGCCAUAAAGAGCGUAACGAUCUAUCCAUCGGAGUAUGGAAAGCAACGCAUGAAGGAAGAAGAGGAACGUGGACCACAGGAGCUUACCUCACACACGGUCGAAGACUCCGAGGAGGAAGAAGAAGAUGACGAUGUGCAAAAAGAGCGAUUGCGAGAAUACCAGAUGAACCGGUUGAAGUAUUACUAUGCGGUCGCGGAGUGUGAUUCGGUGGCAACGGCAGACAAAAUUUACAAGGAGUGCGACGGCAUCGAGUACGAGAGUACGGCGAAUAAGCUUGACCUACGGUUCAUUCCGGACGACAUGGAGUUUGACGAGGAGCCGAAAGACCACUGCACCGAGCUGCCGGAGGUGGGCAAGUACGUGCCUCGAAUCUUUGCCACAACGGCACUCCACCAGGCUAAAGUUGAACUGACCUGGGACGAGAACGAUCUGGAUCGCAAAGAGUUCAACGAGAAGCUGCGAGACGGAAAAUGGGCCGAUCUUCCGGAAUCCGAGCUGAAGAAGUACGUCGUGUGUUCGAGCAGCGACGAGGAAGGCGAAGACAGCGUCAGUCGGAAGUCCAAGCGACCGUUAGUGUUACUGCGGCCUCCCACGAGUAGCAACGAAUCGGAGCCAGAAGAGGGAGACGAUAGUGGGUCCGAUGGGGAGUUAAAAGGUCCUCGCAAGGAGGAUAUGAUUGCGAAGUAUAGGGCACUGCUGAACGAUAUCAAGGAGCAGGAGCAGACGCAAGAGAACGAUAACAUCGGAAUGGAGUUCACGUGGAAGGUUAACGGCAAGGACGACGAAGCACCCAAUGGAUCGGUGGAAAGUUCGGACGAUGAGCGAACAGCGACCAAAUCAGAAGAUGUGAAUCCCUUCGAAAAGAUAUUGCUUAAGAAAAAGGAGAAAAACAAACGCCGGAAGGAGUUGAAGAAGCGCCGCAAACGAGGGGAACUGGAAGGACCUGACGGAAAAGCCGAAGAUGACAGCUCCGAGGAUGAUGUACCGUACGGGGUGGACCUGAACGAUCCGUUCUUUGCCAGUGCGUUCAACGAGAAGGAGUUUGAUGUAAGCGGUAAAAAGAAAUCCAAGCAGAAGGACCGCGAGGCGAUCAAAAAAGCCAAGGAGGAAGAGGAACGUGAAGCGGAAGAGAGUGCCCGCCGGCGGGCGGAGCUGGAACUGAUGUUAGACGAUGGGCAGGACAAUCGUGCACACUUCAACCUCCGCGCUAUACAGGAGCGUGAAAUCGAUCUAAGUACCGUGUCCAAAUCGAAGAGACGUCACCUGCUCAAGAAGAGUCGAAAACAGAUCGAGGAGGCGCGCUCCAGCAAAGCGGCAGCGGAUGAUUUCGAGGUCAACGUGGAGGAUUCGCGUUUCAGUGCGAUCUACUCGAAGGCGGACUAUAACAUCGAUCCGACUAAUCCGGCGUUCAAGAAAACGAAGGCGAUGGAUCGUUUGAUCGAGCACAAACUUCGCAAACGGCAACUCGCAGAGAACGAUGCACGAGAGGGUAGUGAAACGAUACCUAGCGAGGGGCAGGACUCAAAGAUGCGACGAAAGGACGUCUCAACGACCUUGCUGGUGAAAAGCAUCAAGAGGAAAAUUAAAAACAACGCCUAGAGCGAGUUUCAAGAACAAGAUCGGUCGGAUGCAUUGUGAUUUGUUAAUAGAAUAGCCGAUUGCAGUGUU
This is a messenger RNA of Anopheles nili, 2380 nucleotides long. Its product is annotated as ESF1 homolog. The record is from RefSeq and is a predicted model, not a curated record. Gene Ontology annotation, molecular function: RNA binding. Lineage: Eukaryota; Metazoa; Arthropoda; Insecta; Diptera; Culicidae. Gene Ontology annotation, biological process: rRNA processing. The transcript has 2 exons. Gene Ontology annotation, cellular component: nucleus. Bases 29 to 2311 code for a protein of 760 amino acids.